UGCAGACAAGAAACCGUCUAGAAACGUCUUUUGCAUCCGCCUACACCCUUGGGCUCUGUAGUUCAUUUUUUAAAAUUGUUGGUGGAAAACGGAGCAUGGAUUCAAACAUGUUGAUCACGGUGAAUAUGAGAGCCUAAACGGCCAACGAGCAAAGAACUCCAGAAAACACAAUCUGGAAAAUUAUUUUAAAAACAAACAAAUACACGGUUCAAUUCGUCUGUUGUCAUCUUUCGCCACAAAAACCAAUUUCGAACGAUAAGCAUGUAACUUAAAGGACCUAUCUGACAUGCUUAUCGAUAAGACCUUUUCAUCGCGAGAUUAUCAAUCCUUUAAAGGCCAACUUCUCUAUCACCCCUGUUAUUACUGCAGCAAGUUUCAUUGUUCAUCGUCAUAUAGUUCAUCAUGAAUACCCCUCAGGUAUUAGUGGUUUUGCUAGUAGCAGCUUGUUUUGUUCAUGCCUGCGUUCAUCCGCCCUUGCCCCCAGAUUAUACGAACGAACAAUAUGUCGGUGUGUGGUACGAAAUUGGCAGGAUCCAAACACCGGGUGGGGCGGAAUACCAGAAGGAUUGCAUUUGCACCAAGACCACAGUCACGUCCGAUUAUCCCGUUUGGGGUGACGCUGAAGUCACUUACGAAUGCAGGAACUACACUCCGGAUAACCCAAACAUCACCUCCAUAGACGGUAUUCUAAUUGCGGGUGAAGUUCCUGGAAAUUUCAAUCAGCGAUUUCCACCACUAAUCCGCGGUGUUGAUUAUAACAUUAUCUGGAUCGAUCAAGACACGGCGAUGGAGUAUGAUUGCCGUCUUACCUCAACUAGCGAGGAAUAUUGCGUCCACUUUAUGUCGCGCACAAUCACCAUCGAGCCGGCCAAGUUGCAGUCCAUGGUUGAUUAUGCAGAGGGCCUUGGCUUAAACCCUCUUGGUAUCCCAUACCUAUCGGUUCAGCAAGAGGGAUGUUGGUAAAUUUCAUAAGGUUAAUAUGGAUGUCGAGAUUUCAAUUCUCAAUUUGGAGUAGUGUUGCGGUGUUUACCAAUAACGCUGUACAUAUUUAAAUCCUAAAUUGCUAAAUACAUUUGUUUGACUGCGUA
Daphnia magna is the source of this 1088-nucleotide messenger RNA. RefSeq lists its product as uncharacterized. The transcript is spliced from 5 exons. The record is from RefSeq and is a predicted model, not a curated record. Bases 403 to 963 code for a protein of 186 amino acids. NCBI's taxonomy places the organism in Eukaryota, Metazoa, Arthropoda, Branchiopoda, Diplostraca, Daphniidae.